GUCACAGCUGGUCUGGGUAUCUACGACACUAUGCAGUACAUCGGUCCACCGGUCGGUACCUGGUGUGUGGGCCGGGCCUGCUCUAUGGGAGCCUUCCUGUUAGCAGCUGGAGCAGCUGAUCACCGAUACUCACUACCUAAUUCUAAUAUAAUGAUACACCAACCACAUGGCUACGCUGGGGGUCAGGCUACUGAUAUUGCCAUACAGGCUGAAGAGAUAUUAAAAUCAAAGUCAUUACUGAACAAUCUAUUAUCAAUACAUACUAAGAGGCCCCUGAGUGAUAUAGAGUCAGCAGUUGAGCGUGACAAGUUCCUGUCUCCUACUGAAGCUAAAGAUUUUGGACUCAUUGACCAUGUACUACACCACACCACUAGUCAGUGACUUUAUAAAAAUUACUAAUAAAAUUAAUUAUAAUAAUAAUCAUGUAAUAAUGUUUAGUUCUAACUGGCCACAAAAUAAUAAUAUUAAUAGUAAUAAUAAUAAUUAUUAUUAUUUUACAAAAAGGAGUGUAAAAGGAGAGUGUGAAAGCAUUUUUAUCUAGCAUGAAAAAA
Molecule: messenger RNA, 551 nt
Organism: Amphimedon queenslandica
Lineage: Eukaryota; Metazoa; Porifera; Demospongiae; Haplosclerida; Niphatidae
Product: ATP-dependent Clp protease proteolytic subunit, mitochondrial-like
Exons: 3
Biological process (GO): protein quality control for misfolded or incompletely synthesized proteins
Cellular component (GO): endopeptidase Clp complex
Molecular function (GO): ATP-dependent peptidase activity; serine-type endopeptidase activity; ATPase binding
Source: RefSeq, a predicted model, not a curated record